Molecule: messenger RNA, 693 nt
Organism: Arachis ipaensis
Lineage: Eukaryota; Viridiplantae; Streptophyta; Magnoliopsida; Fabales; Fabaceae
Source: RefSeq, a predicted model, not a curated record
CUUCUCUCCUCUUUUAUGUUGCACCUUCUGCGAAGCUCGACUUCUCUGGUUGAAAUAGGAUGGAGGCUGAUGCAUGCCAAUCUGAAGCAACACACGGCAGCAAGCAGGCGACAAGAAAUAGAAACCAGGCACGUCGAAGGAGGACAACGUGCUACUGUGGGGAAUGGCCUGUGCUCGCAACCUCAUCGACGGUCGAAAAUCCCGGGCGGAGGUUCUGGGGUUGCGUUAACUUUGGGAUUGGAGAGGAAUGCGGCUAUUUUGUAUGGGCAGAACCAGAGGAAGAGCCCUCACAAGUUUCAAGGCUAAGGACGAAGGUCAGAAAUUUGAAGAGCAAAAUGGAGAAGGUUGAGUUCAGGUUCAUGGUUGCAGUGGGAGUUGCUUUAGUUGGAUGGACAUUUGCCCUAAUAUUGGUUUGUGAGAAAACAAGCAGCACCAAAUUUGGGAGACUUUUACUACAAUGAUGUUGAGAUAGUGAGAUUUAGGAGAAUAUCAUUAGAUCCCAACUUGUGCUCUGUAUUUUUGCCUAGAAAUAGCACUGAUGUUGACAUGGUUGGUGUUUUGUUGAACUGAAUGAGAUUGUAAUGAAAUGAUGUUUUGAUGAUUUAAGUUUGGCCAAAUGCUAUAUUGUGCUUGUGUAAAAAAGUGCAAUGAUAUAUUGUGCAGCUGCAAUGUUAUAUUAUGCAUUUUGUUUAA